UGAUAUGGAGGCUUGAUUUGUUAAUUAUCAAUUUCGUCGUCGUCGAAGAGCUUUGUGCUCCCUCUCGCUCUCUGCGUCUUGUGGCAGUGUUUGGUUGCUGAGAAAGGAGGGGAAAAUCGAAAGAAAAAUUUCAAGCCCGUGGCAUUCAUUGUUAAGUGUUCGUCUUUAUAAACGGAAGUCAAAGCCAACCUUGUUGUACAUUUCAAAUUUACUGACUAGAGAGGUUCACAUUCUUCAGGUUUUGUCAGAAAGUGCUGCAAAUGGCAACAGCUACAUACCCGCCACCACCGCCUUAUUACAGGCUCUACAAAGAUUAUCUUCAAGACCCUAAAUCUGCUCCGGAGCCUCCUCCUCCAAUUGAAGGGACAUACGUUUGUUUUGGUGGAAAUUACACUACUGAUGACGUGCUUCCGAGCUUGGAAGAGCAGGGUGUGAGACAGCUGUACCCAAAAGGACCAAAUGUUGAUUACAAGAAGGAACUGAGGUCUCUUAACAGGGAAUUACAGCUUCAUAUUUUGGAACUAGCUGAUGUUCUUGUUCAGAGACCAUCACAAUAUGCUAGGAGAGUGGAGGACAUAUCUCUUAUAUUCAAAAACUUACAUCACCUUCUUAAUUCAUUACGGCCUCAUCAGGCUAGAGCAACUAUUAUUCACAUUCUAGAACUCCAGAUACAGCGCCGUAAACAAGCUGUUGAGGAUAUAAAGAGGAGAAGAGAAGAGGCACAAAGACUUCUCAAGGAGUCUCUGGGAGCUUUGGAUGCACAUUAAUUUCAUACUUGGUGUCGAAAUUGGGAAGGCUUGCGUGGUUCAGCUGCUGUUGGAUUUUGUUUCUGUUUUUGCUUCUCCUUUUUUUUUUUUUUUUUUUUUUUUUUUGUAACCCGGGGUUCUCUUUUGUGUCUUUCAAUGCUAAUUUAGAAAGGGAAAAAAUCAUCCUUGACACCUACCGUGUCUAUUAUUUUGUACGAAUUUUAAAGGUAAUGUGAGGAAGGUCUUAAUUUUUUA
Molecule: messenger RNA, 1001 nt
Organism: Ziziphus jujuba (common jujube)
Lineage: Eukaryota; Viridiplantae; Streptophyta; Magnoliopsida; Rosales; Rhamnaceae
Product: mediator of RNA polymerase II transcription subunit 7a
Exons: 6
Coding region: 261-767 (168 amino acids)
Biological process (GO): regulation of transcription by RNA polymerase II
Cellular component (GO): core mediator complex; mediator complex
Molecular function (GO): transcription coregulator activity
Source: RefSeq, a predicted model, not a curated record